AUGAGUCGGAUCAGGAAGCGAAGAUGGCUGGGUGUUCUGCUCCUGCUGGGCAUGGCGGCUGGAUCGUUAGAGAUGUGCUGCCUGCAUGUCGAACGAGGCAUUUUCAGCCGGAACAAUCCAUCGGGUGGAGCAGAAAGUCUGCUAAAGACGAGGCGAAUGGUAUAUCCAUCUCCCACACCCCAAUCCAAGUCGGCGCUUCGAGGUGGCAGAGACGACGGGCUACUUGAUGUGGAGGGCGGCGAUGUGGAGAGCACAUUGGCGAACCCGGAGAUGACGCAAGUGAGAGCAUUCAUGCCGAGAGAGCUGAAGGAAUGGAAGCAGGGAGGGACGCAAGAGAGAAACGAGAGACUCGACCUGAGCUUUCUCUGGGACAACAAAGCCUGGUUCUACCCCGAGCCCCCGUGGGGCAGGAAGGAUGUAUACCGGAGAGAAUCAAACUUCCUCAAGAGAUGGCAUUUCUUCAUGUGGUUUGCAAUGAUCUACGUCGCUGUGGUUGUUCCAUUCCGUGCCGCUGGCCUCUCUCGCGUUCCAGCUGCUUAUGCGACCUGCAGUGACAACAGUAUAACGAGAACUGCAAUCGAUGUUGUUGUCGAUGUAAUCUUCCUGGCUGACAUGGUAUUCACUAUGCACACAGCUUACUAUAAGCGAAAAGGGCAUGGUCGCUUCAUCCUUGUCGACGACCUGGAGCUUGUGCAGCAGAAUUACCUGACAAGCGUCAGCUUCCUCCUCGAUGUCAUGGGCGUCCUGCCCUUCAAGGAGAUUUCUUGCUGGUUCCUCAGGCUUUGCUCGAUCAUCUUCCCUCGAUCGACAGAGAAACUUAUGUCGGGAUCUGUGAUUGGCUUGUUGAAACUGAUGCGACUUGCCAAAUUGUUUCGCCUACAUCACUUCAGGCAAAUGUGGAGGUACAUAUAUCAUCAAUUCCCACGAAAGUCAAGGUGGGUGCACCUUGCAAAGAUUCUUUCUCUGUUGCUCUUUACAUCUCAUCUCCUAUCGUGCUCGUGGUAUUGGAUCGGAACACAAUCGAACGAGGGUUGGGUGAGAAGAAUAUACAAGAAGUCGAAGGGGGACGACCAAUGGUUCGACAAGUAUAUCACAUCACUCUAUUUUGUUUACACAACCAUUACUACUGUCGGCUUUGGAGAUGUCGUGGCAAACACAACAGCAGAGAGAAUUUUCUGCGUGUGGGCGACCGUCCUUGGCUCAUUUCUCUUCGGAGUUCUCAUCGGCAGCGUCCCCAAGAUUAUGAACAGGCAGACUGAAGCUUGCUCCCGGUACACGGCGCUCGAGAGGAAUGUGAAAGAGUAUUUGCACGAGCAUGAGGUUCCUUCGGAGCUUCGCGGGCGCAUUUUGCAGUAUUAUGAAUACCGGUUCCCCGAGAGGAGGCACUUUGAUUUGGAAAAGAAGCUUGCAGAGCUCCCGAGGAGCAUUCAGGAGGCACUUGCUGUCCACGUACAUCGAGACCUCACGCGCAUGUGUGCGGUGCUAUCUCGAUGCUCUCCCAGCACGCUAAGCGACGUCUGUUUGCGACUGCAUGAGAUGUACGCGGCACGCGGGGAUCUCAUCGUCAGCGCGGGAUCCGAGCCUGAUGGCGUCUACUUCAUCCGCAGUGGACAGGUUCUGGUGAUAAGACCCGCGGAUGGAAAGGCACUAAGACAUCUCGGGCCUGGAGACAUCUUUGGAGAGAAUUGUUGCAUCGACCCCAACCUAUCCUGCUCGAUCCGCCUCCACAGCAUCACAGCGCUUGAACCCCUGGAGAUCUGCAAGCUUUACCUUGACGACCUUGAGCUCCUCGUGGCCAACCAUGUCGACUUUGUGCUCACUUCACAAGUCAGCUCGUGGAGGACAGCUAGAAACGAGAUCAUCGAGAGGUACCGGUCGAGGAUGGGGACAAUCACACAGAGUGAGGUCCUUGACCGCGUGCAGUCGCUCAAGGAUGAUCUCCGCAUCCUCAAGUACACUUGUGCCGCCCUCUCUGACUCCGCCCUCAAGACUGCGGAUGGAAGCAAAGCUCUUGUGCAGGAGGGUCUCGAGAAGAUGAGAAAGGAGGAUGGAGAGGAGAGGUCUGCAACAAACGAAUCGACCUUGGAGCCUGUAGAGCAACAGUCGGUUGGCGAGGAGAAAGACGGAGACAGGUAA
Guillardia theta CCMP2712 is the source of this 2136-nucleotide messenger RNA. RefSeq lists its product as hypothetical. NCBI's taxonomy places the organism in Eukaryota, Cryptophyceae, Pyrenomonadales, Geminigeraceae. Gene Ontology annotation, cellular component: membrane. Gene Ontology annotation, molecular function: voltage-gated potassium channel activity. The record is from RefSeq and is a predicted model, not a curated record. Gene Ontology annotation, biological process: potassium ion transmembrane transport; regulation of membrane potential. The transcript has 4 exons. The coding region runs from base 1 to 2136 and encodes 711 amino acids.